UACUCCUCCUCCCUCUUGACGCGGUAUCUCCUCAAGACUUUCCUUUCUCUUUAACCCCACACACUCUCUCUCUCUCUCUCUCUAGAAUUCCAUUUUCCAAACCUACCUAAAAAAAAAACCAUAUUCAACAAACCAAACCCAACACAAACUCCAUAGACUUACUUCUGUUGUUGUUUUCCUAUCUGGGACUGACACAGAUUACACAAAACACAUAGCAACAAUCUGAGAAACACAAGACCAACAACGAUCGAUGAUGUUGCGUUCAUGUUACAGGCCACUUGAGCGGUGCUUUGGGAGAAUAGGUUGUGGGUGUGGUGGUGGUGGCAGCGAUGGUCUUCUAUGGCACACAGACCUUAAGCCACACGCAUCUGGGGACUAUUCCAUCGCUGUGGUUCAAGCCAAUUCUAGCCUUGAAGAUCAAAGCCAGGUCUUUACUUCACCGUCCGCUACCUACGUUGGUGUCUAUGAUGGCCAUGGUGGUCCUGAAGCUUCCAGAUUCGUCAACAAACGCCUCUUUCCUUAUCUCCAUGAAUUCGCUAAGGAACAAGGUGGAUUAUCCGUGGAUGUGAUAAAGAAGGCAUUUGAUGCCACUGAGGAGGAAUUUUUGCAUUUGGUGAAGAGGGCAUUGCCGGCACGGCCACAAAUUGCUUCAGUUGGGUCAUGCUGUCUUGUUGGUGCUAUUUCAAAUGAUGAAUUGUAUGUGGCAAAUCUUGGGGAUUCAAGAGCAGUUCUUGGCCGGAGAGAUUCGGAGGGUAAGAAAAAUUCAGUGGUGGCAGAACGGUUGUCGAAUGAUCAUAAUGUGGCCCUUGAGGAGGUGAGGAAGGAACUGGAAGCACUUCAUCCUGAUGAUUCACAUAUUGUGGUGUAUACCCGUGGAGUUUGGCGGAUUAAGGGCAUAAUUCAGGUUUCGAGAUCUAUUGGCGAUGUUUAUCUGAAAAAACCUGAGUUUAACAGGGACCCAAUUUUCCAGCAAUUUGGAAACCCCAUUCCUUUGAGGCGACCAGUUAUGACAGCAGAACCUUCUAUUCUUAUUAGAAAGCUUAAGCCACAAGAUUUAUUUCUGAUAUUUGCAUCAGAUGGCCUUUGGGAACAAUUAAGUGAUGAAGCAGCAGUAGACAUUGUUUUCAAAAGUCCGAGAACUGGAAUAGCUAAGAGAUUGGUGAGAGCUGCCCUUCAGGAGGCUGCAAAGAAGAGAGAGAUGAGAUAUGAUGACAUAAAGAAAAUUGAAAAGGGAAUAAGACGUCAUUUCCAUGAUGAUAUCACUGUUAUCGUAAUUUACCUUGAUCAGCAUCAGCAAAAUGGUUCCUCAAGUGCUAGAUUUAAGCACAAUGCGGUUUGCUGCACCAGUGCACCAGUUGACAUUUAUUCCCUAAAUGCAGAUGAGGAAGAAGAUGAUUUGCUGCACCCAGUUUUCUAAAGAAACAAUCGUUGAUUGACAACAUAUUUUACUAAGGUUAUCAUUACAUAAUAAUUGAAGAAUACGUGAGGGAAGCGCUUUUCUUUUUCUUUUUCUUUUUUUACCUUGGAUGGAAACAUUCAUUAGAAAAAGGUACAGUUCUGUAGAUAAUCAAGCUUGAUGGAUGCAGAGGGGAACAAGCUGUCAUGGCAUAUGCAAGUGAAGUUGUGACUCUUAAUUCACUUUGUUAUUGAUUUUGCCUUGUUUGAGGUGAUGAUAAAUGAAUACCAGAAUAGUGAAAGCACCAUGAGAGUACCAUUUUUUGUAACUAAAUAACAGUUAUCUACUUUAUUAAUCGUCAUGGUCUCCUUGUGAUA
Quercus robur (English oak) is the source of this 1773-nucleotide messenger RNA. RefSeq names its product probable protein phosphatase 2C 63. Gene Ontology annotation, molecular function: protein serine/threonine phosphatase activity; cation binding. The coding region runs from base 251 to 1417 and encodes 388 amino acids. The transcript has 4 exons. The record is from RefSeq and is a predicted model, not a curated record. NCBI's taxonomy places the organism in Eukaryota, Viridiplantae, Streptophyta, Magnoliopsida, Fagales, Fagaceae. Gene Ontology annotation, biological process: protein dephosphorylation.